CGUGAUUGCAUGCUCUGCGAUAAUCAGACCCAGCGCCAUGAUUGAAAAUCAGAUGGCUCAAAAUUUAACUCCAGUUUAAGUCUUAUACAGCUCAGCAAUGGAUGACAUACAAUGGCUAGGUACAGACAACUCUAACUUUGAGCCACUGAAGUUUAAAGUGUUUCAUUGUCAAGAUAUCCUCAAGUACAGAUACAUGGUCAUAGUAGGAGGUUCAGUCCAACGUUCUGUGUACAAGGAUUUCGUACUGAUGCUACAAGAGAACCGACAUCUAAACGACAAUGAACUGAGAAAGAAGGGUGAGCGUUCAUUCUUGAAUGACAAGCUACUCAGUGGAGGUUCUCUUGGGGAGAUGACCAAUGCACCUACAUACUCAGAAGUGAGAGAAUACAAGACUGACUGCCAUCAUAUUGGAUUCCACUUCAUGACACAUGCUUAUGGUGAUCGUAUGGAAGCCUUACUUAAUUCUUGGGAGAAUGGUUCUAAGAAGCCUGAUAUUCUGAUUAUGAACAGCUGCCUCUGGGACCUUCGCAGUAAGGGUGUGAUAGGUACAGUAGGGGAAUACCAACAGAAAUUGACAACCCUCUUCCAACGUCUCCAUCAAGUUCUGCCUGACACUUUACGUAUCUGGAGCACCGCAGCACCUGUGACUAAAACGGCCAAGGCUGGUUGUAUCCCAGAUCAUCUGAGAUGCCACAAUGAUACCCUCCCUGUUGAGAUCAUGCAGUGCAACUGGCAUGCUAAGCAGUUGGCUGAUCAAUAUGACAUGGGUAUCGUAGAUAUGGAGUACUACUUCCAACACCAAUUGUAUAACAUGGCUGGGGAUGGUGUACACUGGAAUGGAUUAGCACAUCGCAGGAUGAGUAACAUUAUUCUGACAUACAUUUGUAACAUAUCAGAAAUUGAACUGCCUCCUGCCCCAGAAGCUUCUGUACCUCUUGGAGCAAACUAUUAUCAGAUGUUUGGGCAGGGAAACCAUGAAAACUGUAAUAUAGCACCACCACCACCCAUGAUGAAUUCUCUCCAGAACAUGUCUUAUGUACCACAAAUGAAACUUGAUCUUGAUCCUUGCAACUAUGACUUUGGUUUAAACAGACUUUUUCAAGGAGACUCAUUCAAUAAUGUAGAUCGCUAUGGAGGUCCCAUUGGGAAACAAAAUAGAUUUGGUGAAAUAGGUAGCAAUGUGAAUGAAUGGAGCAAGUAUGAUGCCAAUAUGGGCAACAGAGGUAGACCAAGACAUAGAGACAACAAAUGGUUUGGUAAUGAAGGCAAUCAUCAAUUUGUUGACAAUGACAUGAGAAAUAAUACUGGUCAAAAUAGGCCUGACCCAACCUAUACCAGAAGUUUUUCUAAUGGUCCUUGUAGACCAGUAAAACCAUUUGUUGGUUUCAAUUCAAACCAGUUCCACAACAGUCAAAUGGGUGGGGAGAUUGAGAGUGUGAAUCCUGAAUACAUUACAUAUUCAAAUGGUAUUCCCAUGGUUAAUCAAAGAAGGUACAACACCGGUCGGUUUUCUGUUGAUAACCAAAUUGAUCCCACCCAAUACUCAUUUAAAACCUUUGGUAAGAAAAAACACAAGCGAUCUAAAACUGUGCCAAAUGUCAAUUGGUCUUGUAGUAAAAACUCAAGCAUAAGACAGAAAACAGGCAUUGUAACCAUAAAUCCUAAAGUUGAUGGCUUAGUACAGGUUAAAGACGGUAUAUCCAAAACAACUGACAUUCUAGUUGAAAAGUCUAAAUGUGAAACAAAAGCCAUAGAAAAUAUAGAUAAUCGGCAAGAUGAGGACAUCUUUGACAAAACAGAUGCCCAAUCAGUAAAUACCUUACACUUACAAACCAAACAGGAAAAUGGAAAAAUGGCAAGAGAUUGUGUUACCAAAGAAAAAGGAACCAUUAAAACUGAUAUAGUUGUAGAGAAGGUUUUGACGAAGAAAGACAAAAUUCAAGUGUUGGAUUUGAAUACUUCAUUUACCAAAGAUACUAUCUUAAAAUCAACAGAUGCGUUGGAAUGUGCUACACUCAAUAUGACUCAAAAGGACAUUGGGAUGUCAAUAUCAGAAGCCUAUAAAAGGGACAAAUCAGUGCUGCAAGUAACUAAUGACCCAAAUGUGUGUCAUUCUUCUGAUAUUAAAGAUGAAAGUGAAAGUGGCAAGAAUGUUGAAAAUAAAGAUGACAGAACAGAUGAUGUUCACAUUUCACCUGAUUUGAACAAAAAUGCUCAAAUCAAAGACAAUAUACAAAAAUGCAACAUUAAAGUUGAAACAUCAAGGGAUAUUGAAAAGAGUAAGGAUGUUGGCUUUAAUGGUGACACUAUAGAUAAUGUUAGUUAUAUUGAACCUGAUAUGAACAAGGAUCCUGAAAUCAAAGACAAGAAAUCAAUACAUGACAAAAUUAAAGUUGACUUGACAAAGCAUAUUGAACAAGAUAACACAUCUAGUGAUGUUAUAGAUAAAGAUGACAUUACCAAAGUUGUCAUGUCCAAACAUGACUUGACCAAACAUACUGUAACUGCAUGUGAUGUGACAGAUGAUGCACAAAUCAAAUGUAACAUUACAAAGAAUGCCAAGAUGGAUGAUGAUACAAUAGCCACAUGCGAUAUGGCCAAGAAUGAUAGUGGGAAUGAGGACAGAGUGCAGCGUGUUAGAUGUGACACUGGGGAUACAAGAAACAGAGGUAUAGUUGAAGCAGGAGCUAGAGAUAGAAAUUAUCAAAAUGUCAGUACCAGGAACACAUAUUGCUCUUCAUUUAAUACCUCUCGUAAUUAUGACACCAAUCAAUUCAAUUAUAUGAGCAAUUCAUACAACACACCCCUUUAUGUGAGCAAUCCAUAUGACACACCCAUUUCUGUGUCCAAUCAAUGGAACACACCUGUCUCUGUGAACAAUCUAUAUAACACACCCUUUUCUGUGACCAAUCCAUAUAACAUUCCAUUUCUUGGCAGUCAAUCUCAGUUUAAUAGCGGUCAGUUUGCAGGUAAUAACAGUAUUCAUAACGAUGAACACAAACGGGUCAGGACUGUUCACAGCAUUCAUCUUGAUAAAAGUAAACACAAUUCAAGAAAUAAGGGGAAGAGAGUUUCCACUCCUUGUAACAAGUCAGAAGAAACAGAGAAUGAAUCUGACGCUGUCAGCAGAGAUAAAUUAAAAGGAAACGGUUCUGAUAACAUUGAGAAGAACAAUGUCACAAUAAGCAGCACUCACUCUGACAAAACUAAAUGUCAGGAUGACAACAUAAGUGAUUCUGUUUCUAAACAAAAAAAUGGCAUGUCAGAUUAUCAGAUCACCAAAGAUAAUAAGACAGAAGAUACAAGCAUCAAAUCUGAUAUGGAAAAGGAUUUGAGUGUCAACGAUGAUAUUGUAGAGGCUCCUAAAUGUAAUCCUGAUAGCAGAGUUACUGUUGAAAUUCAGGCUGGCAUGAAGGACACUAGCAUUGAAUGUGAUGCAACUGAAAUAAGUGCUGGAAAUGAUAGUAAAAGAAAUGUAGCUGACAUUGAACAUUCAGAAAAAAGAACAAAUAUGGAAUGUAAUGGUCAGAAUAAUCCUUUGCCUAAUAAUGAAAGGAGUAUUGACAGAAAUGUUGUGAAAGCCAAUAAAAAUGGCACAGUAGGAAACUCAAAAUCAGCUGAAAAACCAAAAGUAGAGAAAGAUGUCAGUUAUGGUCAAGAGGCAAAUCCAGUAAAAACUGAACCAAAAGAGUCUACCACUAACACAUUUAGUACUAUACUUAAAUGUAUUCAACAUGAUGUAAAUGAUUCCAAGGGAAUCAAGUCCAAGUGUAACAGCAAGCCAUCUACCGCAAAAGAAGUAGAUGAUAUAAUUGUAGAGAAGGUAGUUAAGAAGGAAGACAAAAUAAAGGUUUUUAACAUUGAUACAAUUGAUGAGAUAAUAGAAACACUGACACGUGAAACAAAUGGCAAGGAGUCUACAUCUAAAUGUGAGGAAGAUAUGAGAAAGCCAAAACUUGAAUCAUAUAAAAUGAAAUAUGAAUCAACAAAAUCUGAUAUCGGUAUUUUACUCGAUGACAUAAUUACUGUUGAAGCUGAUGACUUUGAUGUGAGCUCAUUGGAUGAUGAUCUCAGAACCUCUUGUAUGGAAAAAGCAGAAUCAGUAGUCCAUGUUGUUGAUAAAAAUUAUGUUGCUAAAGUCAACAGUCACAAUACAACAGCUGAUAAAACAAUUAUUGAAGGACCUCAAAGUUCCAUACCUGUUGUAAUUGGAGGAGUGGUAAAUAUCAAUAUUUCCCAGACUACUUGUCCUAACAGCAACAUUGUAAGGAAAACUCUACCAAUUUCUAAUCUCCAAAACCCAUUAGAAUGUGUAAAAGGGACUCACAACAACAGCUCUACUGGAAGUGUCAAAACAAAGACCAAUAUGAAAACAAAACCCCAAGCUAAACCUGCUCUUAUAUCUAAGCCAUUCAAGCUCACACCAAUUACUUUUGACAACCCUUGUAAAACAACAGCUAUAUCUGCAAAUGAAAAUAAAAUCACCAACUCACCUGACCAAUCAGAAAACAAAACCAAAUCACUGUGCACCUGGUCUUUAAAGCCUAUUGACAAUAUAAAUAAGGUUUCACAAAAUGCCUUACCAGACAUCAGUGAUAAGUUGGCACAUGCACAAGUUACAAGUAGUCACAUUUUUCAAAAGGAAAAUGCUGAGAAUUCAAAGAAAAUAAGCAGUCAAAAGGAAAGUAACUCUCAGAGUACAAAGAAAACAAAAAUUCCAAAUGACAGUAAUGUUCAGAGUUCAAAGAAAGUAGUUAUUCAAAAAGAAAGUAGUGAUAAAGGAAAUACCACCACUUUAAAAGAUCCAUCCAUGCAUGAAGAGAUAAAACCUAAGUUUGUGAGUUUAAAACCAAAACCUAAAUCAGUAGUCGAUAAAGGUGAGAGAACUAAUAUAUAUGACUACAACCAUGGAGUGUGGUGCCUAAGAGAUAUCAGUGACAUUGAAAAACAGAUCAACAAAGAUACUAUUGAAAGAGAUACUCCAUCAAAAAAUGAUACAAAAUCCAGUGACAGGCCAGUUACACUCCCUGAUCCAGAAAUAUUCUCCACUGAUCUCAGGAACAAACUGACUGAAAAAAAUCUUGAUAAGAAGGAUCUUCGUCAAAAAUUGAAUAUGAAACAUUAUAGGAAAAUCUCUUUUAAUGAACAUGAAUCAAAAGAGAUUAUAUUCAGUGAUACAGACACAGACAUUGAAACAUGGGGAAUUGGAAACAAUAUCCAACCAUCAAAGAGUAAAAUAAAAUGUGAGACAUAUGCCAAAUCAAAUGAAGAAUCAUGUGAGGAAGCAACUUUAGGCAAUGUUAAGUCCAGAGUUUUCUUUGCACCAGCCACUUAUUCUCAUAGCAAUAUCCCUUUGUCCCUAACUCCUAGUGCCAGUACUCCAUCUAUUCAUGGCCAAACAGCUUCCCUAUGUGUUCCUCAUGUCCCACCCCCUCCUCCCGUUCAUUUAUAUCAGGCAUCCUCUUACAAAAUUGUGGAUAGUCCAAACAAAAUUGGUCGCAAUAUACAUUUGAAUCCAAAGUUUCUUCGGUCCCCCCAAUUGCAUACUCAGGAUGCUAGAUUUGGUAGGCAUUCAUUAACCAAGAUUCACAAAGAUGGGGAUUGUGUUUCAAUAUACACAAACAAUAAUAAGAAAAGGAGGCUCAGUUAUGAUUGAUCACAUGGGGUGCAGCAUUCAUACAAUUUGAGAUCAAGUUGUGGAACUGAAGUAUGUGGAGUAGAUAAUGUAUGGUACAGGAGUGAUAAUAUUGAUACAGUAGCUUUUGUUUUGUUGUAUAAGGGAGCAUCUCAAAAGUUCAAUGUAGAACAACUGUAUUUGAACAUACAUGUACAUAUAUUAUAUAAUUAUUAUUCCAAUCAGUAUUUGUGUA
Messenger RNA from Owenia fusiformis, 5870 nucleotides. Lineage: Eukaryota; Metazoa; Annelida; Polychaeta; Sabellida; Oweniidae. The record is from the annotation of a GenBank genome assembly.